AAGAAAAUGUAAAACAAAGUAGAGAGGAAGAAGCAAUAUAUCUUCUCUCUUUUCAUUUCCUACUCUUUUCUCACUAUGUCUAAAGACGGUGGCGUUUCUUGUCUACGAAGAUCAGAGAUGAUCGGUAUAGGAAUCGGAGAACUUGAAUCUCCACCGUUAGAUUCUGAUCAAGUCCACGUUCUCGCCGUUGAUGACAGUCUCGUUGAUCGAAUCGUCAUUGAAAGAUUGCUUCGAAUCACCUCCUGCAAAGUCACGGCAGUUGAUAGCGGUUGGCGUGCUCUCGAAUUCUUAGGAUUAGACGACAAGAAAGCCGCCGUCGAAUUCGAUAGAUUGAAGGUUGAUUUGAUCAUCACUGAUUACUGUAUGCCUGGAAUGACUGGAUACGAGCUUUUGAAGAAGAUUAAGGAAUCAACAAGUUUUAAGGAAGUUCCAGUUGUAAUUAUGUCGUCGGAGAAUGUAAUCACUCGUAUCGACAGAUGUCUUGAAGAAGGUGCGGAGGAUUUUUUACUAAAACCGGUGAAACUCGCCGACGUGAAACGUCUGAAGAAUUACUUGACUAAAGACGUUAAAGUUGCCGCCGACGGAAACAAACGGAAGCUGACUACUCCUCCUCCUCCUCCGCCGCCGCCGCUCUCAUCCACAUCCUCGAUGGAAUCGUCUGAUUCUACUGUGGAAUCGCUUCUCUCUAUGGUUGUCGAUGAUGAUUCGUUGACAUUGUCGCCGGAGUCUAUAGCGUCGCCGGUGGAUUCGCCGUUAAGACGGCGGGAGAUGAAGAGUCCCGGUUUAGAUUAAGGACGAUCUCCGUUAACUUUU
Molecule: messenger RNA, 813 nt
Organism: Arabidopsis arenosa
Lineage: Eukaryota; Viridiplantae; Streptophyta; Magnoliopsida; Brassicales; Brassicaceae
Source: the annotation of a GenBank genome assembly